Messenger RNA from Orcinus orca (killer whale), 2815 nucleotides. It is a transcript of the gene ASPSCR1, whose product is annotated as ASPSCR1 tether for SLC2A4, UBX domain containing. The coding region runs from base 72 to 1586 and encodes 504 amino acids. The record is from RefSeq and is a predicted model, not a curated record. NCBI's taxonomy places the organism in Eukaryota, Metazoa, Chordata, Mammalia, Artiodactyla, Delphinidae. The transcript is spliced from 14 exons. Gene Ontology annotation, molecular function: protein binding.
AGGCUGUGCGUCCGGCUGUUGCGGAUAAAGUUUGACGCUGGGCGGGCGGCGGCAGGUCACGUGAGGAGAAGAUGGCGGCCCCGGCGGGCAGCGGGGGCUCUGCGGUGUCGGUGCUGGCCCCGAACGGGCGGCGCCACACGGUGAAGGUGACGCCGAGCACAGUGCUACUGCAGGUCCUGGAGGACACGUGCCAUCGGCAGGACUUCAACCCCAACGAGUACGACCUGAAGUUUCAGAGGAAUGUGCUUGACCUCUCUCUCCAGUGGAGAUUUGCCAAUCUGCCCAAUAACGCCAAGCUGGAGAUGGUGCCCAUCUCCCGGAGCCGCGAGGGGCCCGAGAACAUGGUGCGCAUUGCUCUGCAGUUGGAUGAUGGCUCCAGGUUGCAAGACACUUUCUGCUCAGGCCAGACACUCUGGGAGCUUCUCUGCUGUUUUGCCCAGAUCAGGGAGUGUCUGGACCGGCCGUGUGAGGCCAGCCCCGUUUGCGUGUACAUGAGAGAUGAGGUGACCGGUAGAGCCGCCUUGCAGAGCACGACGCUGCAGUCACUGGGCCUCACCGGGGGCAGCGCCAUCAUCAGGUUUUCCAUGAAGAGACAUGAUUCCACUGGCAGGCAGGAGCCUGGGGUCUCCUGCAGCAGAAGCCCAGGAAGCCCGACCCCUUCCUUGUCGGCCGACCAGGCAGCCAGCAGCCCUCCGUUUCCACUGAAUUCAACGGAGCUCAGCCAGGGCGAUGUGAGCCAUCAGGAUGAGGCAGCGAGCCCGGGGGCUGGCCGCGUGGAUGGCCUGGGCCCGAAGCCAGUGGACGCUCAGGCAAAGCAGAUCUCGAAGGAGCCCACGCCAGCCCCCUUUGUUCCUUUCUCGGGUGGGGGACAGCGACUGGGGGGCCCCUCCGGGUCCGUGAGGCCUGUGAUGUCAUCUUCAGCCAAACUGCCAAAGUCCUUCUUCAGCCCUGCAGGCCCCUCCCAGCCAAAGAAGUCGAGGCCUGGCCAGGAGCCCCAGCCGGAGCCGGAGCUGCCAGUGGACCGAGACCCCGUGGUGUGCCACCCUGACCUGGAGGUGCUGCUCCAGGCCUGGCCUGCAGAGCUGCCUGACGAGUUCUUCGAAGUGACCGUGGAUGAUGUCAGAAGACGUUUGGCCCAGCUCAAGAGUGAACGGAAGCGCCUGGAAGAAGCCCCCUUGGUGACCAAGGCCUUCAGAGAGGCUCAGAUGAAGGAGAAGCUGCAGCGCUACCCUAAGGUGGUCUUGAGGGUCCUGUUUCCUGACCGCUACAUCCUGCAGGGCUUCUUCCGCCCCAGCGAGACCGUGGGGGAUUUGCGGGACUUCGUGAGGAGCCACCUGGGCAACCCCAAGCUGCCGUUCUACUUGUUCAUUGCUCCUCCAAAAACCAUCCUGGACGACCACACGCUGACCCUCUUUCAGCAGCCGUCUCCUUUCAUCCGUCAGCUCGCCCUGGAGCCGUGGGGCCUCUGCUCAGAGUGGCGUCCCUGCCCGCCCGCGAUCAGAGAGCUGGCAGGGCUCAGGGAAGGAAGGCUUCCUCCCUCCUGCGGCUUCAACUGCAAUCUCAGCGUUCCUAGGCCUGGCCUUUGAAGCUUCCUCUUAUUAAUACUCCCCGCCCAGACGCCAGGAGCUCAGAGCUGGGCAGAGAGGAUGCGCUCAGCUGGCAGCAGUGGCCCUUCCUCCAGGGCUAAGGACACAGAGCCUUGGGCGGUGGCCUUCCUGCUGGCUCAGGCCAGCUUUGGGGCUUACAGCCAUGGUCCUCGUCGGGUGCAGAGGCGGGAAUAGAGGCAGGUUACGACACUGGAGGGCUUCGGGAUCCUCUGCAACAGCCCUGACUCUGCACCACAGUCCAGCCCCCUACCUGGGAGGCCUCCGGGGGCGUUUUGGGGGCCACGUGAUGUGUCCUUGUCCCACACCUGCGCAGGUGGAGCCAGUCCUGAGCAGAAAUCUUGCACCACCACCCCCAUGGACAGGCCUCCGGGAGGGGUGUGGGGACCCCAGUGCAACACCCACCCUGCAGGACAGGCUUGAUGCUGGCUGGCACUGGCUUUUCCUUACCAAGCGAGACCAGUGCCGAGUCAGGGAACCCACCUAUGGGCUUUUGGGUCAAGGCAGUAGGCCUGGAGGCACCGAUCAGCCUGGGACUCCCAAAGCAGCUUGGCUCCCAGAGCCCCCCCCCCCACCUUCCCCUUGUGCCGGGGCCACUGAGGGUCCCUCCCCUGGUGCUCCUGUCUCCAGUCUAGCUGCUUCCAGUGCACCUGGGCUCAUAUGUCAGUCCCUAUGGAGUGCCCCCGACUCCUGCACUCUGUUCUUUGGGCAGCACAGGUGAGGGAGGGGAGUGGGGGGCAUGGCGGGCUGUGCCCCAUGCCCCCACCCAUGCAGUUCUGUGUGAGUCUGCAUCUCCUCUGACCUCUUGACCUCCUGCAGUCUCUGCUGAGGGCGGGGGCUUCCAAGCUUAGUUCCCACCUUCAGACUGUCAACUGUUUACCCCGGGAACUGGGCAGGAAGGGGAGGUAGGUAAAAAUGCCAGAGCACACACACCACGAGAACUUCCUGUUCAGCUGGUGUUUGGGGCUGGCCCUAGGAUUCGAUGGUCUGAUGCCUUGGCCUGGCUUGCACUGGGGUUGGUGCCAGAGGAGGAAUAGGUGAAGCUGGGCAGUGGACUGCACGGUGGGAGGGGCCUGGUCGGGCUGUAGCCCUCAGCGGAGCCCUGGGCCUUAUGGGUGCAGCACCCAUGAGGCCAGCAUGGAAGUGCAGUGCGGCCCUCUCUGCCGUCCUCCACGGUGCCCACUUGGUCCCUGAGCUCUCCUCUGUCCUCC